CUUCGUGCCGUCGCCUAGGUCGCGAGGGGCGGGCCUCCUCCCGACCAGGCUCUAAUUGUCCUUUGCAUUGGCCAGACAUAUCGUCACUCACGGAACUUCGAGGUCAUUGGUACGAAAGCUCCAAGAGGCGGUGGAUGAUUGGUUGGUUGUGGUUCCCGCCUCCGCGCCAGUCGCCAUUUUGCAGAGGGAGCCGAAAUCUGAAAGGCAGUGGUGUGGCUAACGGUGCUGAGUGCGGCGGCAGGUAACAGAAUUCAGUCACAAUGGGGAACGUUUUUGAAAAACUGUUUAAGAGUCUAUUUGGGAAAAAAGAGAUGCGGAUUCUUAUGGUGGGUUUGGAUGCAGCUGGAAAAACCACCAUCUUGUAUAAAUUGAAACUGGGAGAGAUUGUGACUACCAUCCCUACAAUAGGCUUCAAUGUGGAAACAGUAGAAUAUAAAAAUAUCAGCUUCACGGUCUGGGAUGUUGGUGGCCAGGACAAAAUCAGACCUUUGUGGCGACAUUAUUUCCAGAACACCCAAGGUCUGAUUUUUGUGGUCGACAGUAAUGACAGAGAGCGAGUCAAUGAAGCCCGAGAAGAAUUAACGAGAAUGUUAGCAGAAGAUGAGCUCAGAGAUGCAGUCUUAUUGGUGUUUGUAAAUAAACAGGAUCUUCCCAAUGCGAUGAACGCAGCAGAAAUAACAGACAAGCUCGGCUUACAUUCCCUCCGCCAGAGAAACUGGUACAUUCAGGCCACUUGUGCCACCAGUGGAGAUGGGCUUUACGAAGGCCUGGACUGGCUCUCCAACCAGCUCAAAACGCAGAAGUGAUCGGAAGCGCUCCAUUCCGCAUGCAUUGUGGCAAAGUCAGCUGGCCUCUUCUGUGUGCGUGUGUGCGUGUGAGGAGCCGAGGAUGGGUGUGUGGCUGGGAGUGGGAGCAGCGUUCUCACACCGUGCCUUAGACGUGCUAUAAGAAAACCAGGCUUACAUUUGAAGAAAAACCAGUGUUACACUUUAAAUGCUACCUUCCAUUUCAGGAGUUUCGAGGGUCAGCUUAGGAGGUGAUGGAGGGGUCCAUAGGGCUUUCCUGGCGCACGACCUUCCUAAAGGCCCUGGGGAUAGGCAGGAGGAGGAGAGCUGGCGUGGGGCCCGAGUGGAGCUGUGCCGUCCUGGGUCUGGCGGCUCUGCCUGCCUGGGGUCCUGUUAGACUUUGGUGGCCUUUUGUAAAAGAGGAAGGGCCUGUCGUUCUUCCCCAUCACUGCCGGAGCUAGCAACUCACUUUUCAGUGCUUUAAAGCAAAC
Molecule: messenger RNA, 1276 nt
Organism: Mirounga angustirostris (Northern elephant seal)
Lineage: Eukaryota; Metazoa; Chordata; Mammalia; Carnivora; Phocidae
Product: ADP-ribosylation factor 2
Exons: 5
Coding region: 261-806 (181 amino acids)
Biological process (GO): vesicle-mediated transport; intracellular protein transport
Cellular component (GO): plasma membrane; cytoplasm
Molecular function (GO): GTP binding; GTPase activity
Source: RefSeq, a predicted model, not a curated record